AUGGCCUCCCUAAUCCCCCGCCGUCUCUUCACCACCACCGCCCGUCGCCUCCAGUCCAGCGGCGACCUCAAGAGCGAGUCCAAGCGUAACCCCGAGCUUAUGCUAAGAGACCAGAUCCUCGGCGGUGUCAUGGUCGCCGCCCUCGGCGGAGCCGGCUUCUACUUUGGCCGCUCCCCUACAAAGUCCACGUCCGAAAGCCCCGUCACCAUCGCCAGCAGGCCCUGGGAGGGCGAGGGCCAAGGGAAAUACAAGUACCACCCCGGCGGCGACCUUUCCAAGGAGCCCAAGGACGCCCCGAGCGCACUCAACGUCGUCGUCGUCCCCAACGUCACGCUGCCCGCGGAGCUGCACGACAAGUACAACAAAUGGGGCAAGGAGGGAUACCCUUGA
Metarhizium album ARSEF 1941 is the source of this 390-nucleotide messenger RNA. RefSeq lists its product as uncharacterized. Bases 1 to 390 code for a protein of 129 amino acids. The transcript is spliced from 3 exons. The record is from RefSeq and is a predicted model, not a curated record. NCBI's taxonomy places the organism in Eukaryota, Fungi, Ascomycota, Sordariomycetes, Hypocreales, Clavicipitaceae.